Messenger RNA from Lycium barbarum (goji berry), 1226 nucleotides. RefSeq names its product WAT1-related protein At3g18200. The coding region runs from base 1 to 1095 and encodes 364 amino acids. Gene Ontology annotation, cellular component: plasma membrane. The transcript is spliced from 7 exons. The record is from RefSeq and is a predicted model, not a curated record. Lineage: Eukaryota; Viridiplantae; Streptophyta; Magnoliopsida; Solanales; Solanaceae. Gene Ontology annotation, molecular function: transmembrane transporter activity.
AUGGAACCAAAAAGUGGAAUCCGCAGUAUCCCUGGAAAAGUGAAACUUCUUAUAGCAUUGCUUGUUUUGCAAUUAUGCUACGCAGGAUUUCAUAUAGUCUCAAGACUUGCACUUAAUAUUGGUGUCAGUAAGAUUGUGUAUCCAGUUUAUAGAAAUAUUAUUGCAUUGCUUUUGUUAGGCCCCUUUGCUUAUUUCUUGGAAAAGAAAGAAAGACCACCCCUCACAUUCUCUCUAUUGGCUCAAUUUUGCUUUCUUGCAUUAAUAGGGAUCACAGCAAACCAAGGAUUUUAUAUCUUAGGGUUGUAUUAUGCAUCCCCAACCUUUGCUUCAGCAAUGCAAAACUCUGUUCCUGCUAUUACUUUCAUCAUGGCUUCUAGUCUAAGGCUAGAAAGAGUUCAUUUUAUGAGGAGAGAUGGCAUGGCAAAGAUUCUGGGAACCCUAGCAAGUGUUGGAGGAGCCACAAUUAUUACUCUUUACAAAGGGCCUCCCCUAUUAGGAGGAAGCAAUUCUUCUGAAGAAGAUAUGGUUGCUUCUCAAGAGAACGUGCUGGAUUGGACAUGGGGUUGUGUUUAUUUGUUUGGUCAUUGCUUAUCUUGGGCUGGUUGGAUGGUUCUUCAGGCACCUGUGGUGAAGAAGUACCCAGCCAAGCUAUCACUUACCUCAUUUACAUGCUUCUUUGGAUUAAUUCAGUUCCUAGCUAUAGCAGCUUUUACAGAAAGGGAUCCAAAAAAAUGGCUGAUCCACUCUGGAGAGGAAAUAUAUCUGAUUUUAUAUGCUGGUAUUAUCUCUUCUGGAAUAGUAAUCUCUCUCCAGACUUGGUGCAUUCAGAAAGGAGGACCAGUGUAUGUUGCUACAUUCCAGCCUGUGCAAACAGUAUUAGUUGCUGUCAUGGCUUUUGUAGUUCUUGGUGAUCAGUUGUACUCUGGAGGGAUACUUGGAGGACUUCUGAUAAUGGUUGGGCUUUACCUAGUUUUGUGGGGUAAAAAUGAAGAGAAAAGAAUUGUCAACCAACAUAAUACUGAAGAGACAACAUUGACAAAGCACCUUCUUGCUUCAAACAAGGAGGAAUCCUCCGCUGGAGCUGACAAUUGCUAACAAAAUCUGUCAAAUACACUUCACCUAUACACAUGAUCUGGGACAAGACUAGCAUCAUUUAACAUUUAAAUGUGGAAAGAUCUUCUUUUUUCCUUGAAAUAUUAGUUCUUAUUCUAUGGUUUCAUUCUAAA